Messenger RNA from Lodderomyces theae, 1116 nucleotides. RefSeq lists its product as uncharacterized. Gene Ontology annotation, biological process: spindle pole body duplication; protein import into nucleus. NCBI's taxonomy places the organism in Eukaryota, Fungi, Ascomycota, Pichiomycetes, Serinales, Debaryomycetaceae. The transcript has a single exon. Gene Ontology annotation, cellular component: nuclear pore transmembrane ring; nuclear outer membrane. Bases 1 to 1116 code for a protein of 371 amino acids. The record is from RefSeq and is a predicted model, not a curated record.
AUGUCAGCACCUGCCGCCACUGACGAGUUGUUUGAUGAUGCGUUGAUUAAGUUUGAUUCAUUUACACGCCCACGACCACUGAUUGAUGGAAACAUUCCUAAUGUGGAUCACACUUUAUCCAGACUCCCAAACAAUGCAUCAUCACGAAUCGAAUUCAAAGCGACCCAACCAAAGGAGCUAAUGGGGACCCAAAAUUUACAAUCAGGCAAAUUCUCGGAUGAAACUUCUCUUAGCGAUAUCCAUUUGAAGAUUCUACAAACCAAACUUGCUUUAAAAGCAGAACGGGAAACCGAGCAGAGGAAACUUGCCGGAAUUAAAAGUCAUGAUCGUCCUCUGUACUAUCAACUACCCAGUUCAGGAGUUAAAGAUUUUUACAAAGAGAUCAAAGAUUUCCUUCCACCAAACGUGAGCCUCGGUGGGCAAAAGUCAACAGCAAACUUCUUGCCCCAAUUGCACCGCAAUAGACUCAGUGCAAGGGACAACUCACCAAGCAAACUCAGUACCAUUAAUUUCGAGGACGACGAAGUGGAUUUGGAUGACUAUACUAGUGCUUCCCCCACUGGCCAUUGGGAAAAUCCCAUUGUCAAACAAGCACUCUCACGACAAGUGGAUCUUGAACAUUAUACAAAAUUAUUGUUACGAAAUGUGCUAUAUUUGAUCAUUUUGUUGCUAUUCAAAUCACUCAUAAAAAAAGUAAUAAUAUUGUACGAAAUAAACUUGAAAGCACAGCCACUAUACAAGCAAAUGAUGUACAAUAGUCGCUUUGAUUUCGAAACAUUGGUAAACAGUGUUUAUUUUAUCAUUGCCGAACAAAUUGUCACAUGUUGGCCGCUUAUCAAUAUUGUUAUUUCUGUAGCCAAGUUACUAAAAGGACAGGAUCAAUGUUGGGAUUUACCGUUGACCAACAAGCAAAGAACAUUGAUUGGCUUAAAGGUGAAUGACAACGAGGAGGAAAAUGAAGCAAAUUUGAUUUUGACGCAGCGAAAAUACGACAUCAAUCACCACUUGGCCAACGACUCGGUACCCAAGUAUAACCCAAUGAAUGACUAUUUGCUUGGAGAUGCUGGAAAACGGACUUCGGACCAGUAUACCAACGGUCGCUGGGUGUAUAAAUAA